AUGCCGAUCAGUAGGAUCGCCAUCGGUUCCCCGUUGGAGGCGAGGCACCCUGAGGCUCUCAAGGCGGCGCUCGCUGAGUUCAUCUCCACGCUCAUCUUCGUCUUCGCCGGCCAAGGCUCCGGCAUGGCUUACAGUAAGCACCUCUCUCUCUCUCUCUCUCUCUCUCUCUCUCUCUCUCUCGCUCUCGCUGUCUCUCGCUCUACCUCCUCUCGAGUCGCCGGCGACGGCGAAGACUGAGCGAGUCCGUCCUGUUCGUGUGACCUCGCAGACAAGCUCACCGCAAACGGCGCGGCAACGCCUUCCGGCCUGGUAGCGGCGGCGCUGGCGCACGCAUUCGCGCUGUUCGUGGCCGUCUCCGUCGGCGCUAACAUCUCCGGGGGCCACGUCAACCCCGCCGUCACCUUCGGCGCCUUUCUCGGCGGCCACAUCACCCUGCUAAGGGGCCUCCUCUACUGGAUCGCCCAGUUGCUCGGCUCCGUCGUCGCCUGCUUCCUCCUCAAGUUCGCCACCGGCGGCCUGGUAGCUACCGUAGAGAAGAAGAAGAAGAAGAAGAAGAAGAACCCUUUCCUUGGCCUUCCUUCUAACCUUCCUCUUCUUGUUCGGCAGAAAACUGGGGCGUUCGCUCUGUCAGAGAAUGUGAGCGCGUGGAACGCGCUGGUGUUCGAGAUCGUGAUGACCUUCGGGCUGGUCUACACCGUCUACGCAACGGCCGUUGACCCGAAGAAGGGGAACCUCGGAGUCAUCGCUCCCAUAGCCAUCGGCUUCAUCGUCGGCGCCAACAUCCUCGCCGGCGGGGCCUUCGACGGCGCUUCCAUGAACCCCGCCGUCUCCUUCGGACCUGCCGUCGUCAGCUGGACCUGGGACAACCACUGGGUCUACUGGCUCGGUCCUCUCAUCGGCGCCGCCAUCGCCGCCCUCACCUACGACAUCCUCUUCAUCGGAAACAUCACUCACGAACAGCUCCCCGUCGCCGAUUACUGA
Spirodela intermedia is the source of this 981-nucleotide messenger RNA. Lineage: Eukaryota; Viridiplantae; Streptophyta; Magnoliopsida; Alismatales; Araceae. The record is from the annotation of a GenBank genome assembly.